CUUUUGCCCACCUCAAAGAUGGGUUAGUCGUCGAACCCUUCAAGCAGAGUCGUCGUCAUGGAAAAGGAUAUUACUCUGCCCAUUCUAGCAGGAGAUUGCGUCUCUGGCGAUAGGAAGCGAGUAAGAAUGGCUGAUCCAGAAUCUACCGUCGGCGGAGAGGGCAGACCUGUUAAAUUACCCAAAAUCAAAGACAACGGAGAUGUAGUAGGGUCAACAUCGGAGGCAACCCAGGUCCCUGUCGAUUCAAUAAUGGCUGACGUGGCGACUAACGAUCUAGACGGAAAAACAAACGCCGGCCACGGGGUAGUCUCAGUCAUGGGACGGCAGAGAGCUAUGACGACCGCCGUUUCCACUGUCGUCGACGAGAUCCCUUCUUAUGAUAUUUUUGGAAUUUUCGAUGGUCUUAGGCUUGCUAAAUUAUUAGAGGAGAGGCUGUGUCGGCUCGUGAAGGAGGAGGUAACGGCAUGCCACGGCCGUGGAGUUGCCGCAGACUGGAGUGAAGUGACGAGAUCAUGUUUUUCGGAAGCGGUGGGGACUGUGAGGUCUACUGCAGCGAAAGCGGUGGUUACUAUUGUCGGAAGAGAGGAGGUAAUUGUGCUUUGCCGUGGCGGCGCUAGGGCGGUUCUUUACUCUCAAGGCGGAAUCUCUUUGCCUCUUUGCGACAUCCACCGUCACCAUAGUGAUGUAGAUCAAAAGCUGAAGAUCUAUAAGCGAACAAUGAUUGAUGAUUUCAUAGUUCUUGCAUGCGAAGGCCUAUGGGAUGUUGUCUCCGACGACGACACAUAUCGACUUGUCAAAAGUUGUCUUUACGGGGAAUUACCAGACGGAUGUAAAAGUGAAUCAAGUUCUACAAAGGCUGCGGUAAUCUUAGCAGAGCUUGCAAUAGCUAGAGGAAGCAAAGAGAAUAUAAAUGUCAUCGUUAUUGAUUUGAGGAGUUCUACUGUAUCUUAGCCUUCAUUUUUAGUUGUGAUGGUUCUCAGCUAUUAAUAGUUUUUAUUUUCCUUUUCUUCAUUAGCAUUUUUCCAUCUUACGUCUUGGUUUUAGAAACUUUUUUGGGUGUCAUUGAGUUGUGUUUUGU
Molecule: messenger RNA, 1078 nt
Organism: Brassica oleracea var. oleracea
Lineage: Eukaryota; Viridiplantae; Streptophyta; Magnoliopsida; Brassicales; Brassicaceae
Product: probable protein phosphatase 2C 54
Exons: 4
Coding region: 58-951 (297 amino acids)
Biological process (GO): protein dephosphorylation
Cellular component (GO): cytosol; nucleus
Molecular function (GO): protein serine/threonine phosphatase activity
Source: RefSeq, a predicted model, not a curated record